CCCCCGUUGCGAGUAUGGUCUCAGUGUAGCGACGGCCGUCGGUCGAGUCAGAGACAAAGACAGAUAAACACAGUCCAUCGACUUUCUGCCUCCGUAGAGCCGCCGCCUGUAUCGAAGACAGGAGAAAACCGAAUAAAGAUCUCCAUUUAUUAGGAUGAUAAAAGUGGUGCCUGUGCUGUGAGGAAAGAUAGGUGGUUGUUGCGAGAUCGGAGUGCGCGAGUGUUGCCGUCUCCAACUGCAUCCCCCCAAAACGAAGAAAACGAAGAUUGAAUUUAAAUACUAAAAAAGUACGCAUUAUUUAUUACUGCAGAGUAUCCGAGACUGAAGAGGAAAGCGCGAAAAAGCUAUUAGUCGAAAUUAAUAUUAAUAAUACGUUGAAAAUAAUGCGUGCGAGCGGCAACCGUUCAUUAGAUUAAAAGUUUCGCACGGGCGGAGGCGGCGGCGCUCGAAAAGCCGGCAGUAAAUCUUGUUGCGUGCGAAGAAUCUCUGGAUCACUGUAAUUUGAAAUGUGCAUUAAAUCCAGCUGAACAGAUAGCAAUUGGUUUAGGCGAACAAAAGGGCACCAAGUUUAUAAGGUGUUGCAUGGGGGGCGAUGGGCGGCGGGGCUGGUGAGGGGGGGCUCCGCAGACGGAUGCCGCUGAGACGGGCUGGGGGUGGUGGGGUGGCUGCUAGUGCCACGACCCUCGGUGGACGCGCCAUGCGAUACUACCGACUUUGGAUUUAUACAUGCAACACAGCGCUUCUGGCCGGAGCAAUAGCUUUCAUGGGAGCGGCGGCACGUACUCUCCUUUUCGACUAUCGCCGCUCCCUCAUACCUUCGUUGACCCUCUAUCAACCAAGCUUCCUAUAUGCCUACUUGGCUUUAGCCACACAAGGGGGCGCACUCCAACUUCUUGGCUGUGUCGCUGCCCUUCGUCUUUCCGAACGACUGCUGAACGCCUACUGGAUGCUCCUGCUCGUCCUCCUCUUCGGGGAUGUUGUGUUGGGCGCGUUUUGGGCCUUCCGCUUUGAGAGAGUAUGCCAAGAGUUGAAGCCAGCGCUAAAAGCCCGCUGGAUGCAGGACUAUGGCAUCAACGCAGAAAUCACGUCGCUGUGGGACCGACUGCAAGCAGAAACCUCCUGUUGUGGACCCACAGGUCCAAGUGAUUAUAAUGAUAGCAAAGGAUGGGAAAUGCUACCAGCAAGUUGCUGUGAAGCAGCUCUGAAUGGCAGCAGCAAUGGUGUGAGCGGCAGCGCGGGCGGCAGCUGCCAGCACCACCAGACCGCCUGCGAGGAAAGACUGCAGUCGUAUCUGAGGGGUACCGCCUCUCUGCUCGCCAUCCUCGGUUACUGCGUGUUGGCUUUCCUAAAACUAUGCUUCCUAGGUAUACUUCGGUACGAGAUCCGAGAGAUGAUACAGAAGAUUCGGAUACUGCGUGCCGAGUUGGAGCUUCCUGGUGUGAAUGGGGCCGUGCCAGGCUCGACGAUGAGAACGGAGAGCGCAGAAAGCGAACGCGAGAGUCUGUUAAUUCGGCCCGAGAGCGCCGCGCUGCUUUCGUCACCGCCUACGCAGACGAAGAAUCCCAACGGCAACAACAAUUAUGAGAUGAGGGAGUACAGAAGCCACGAUAACAUCUGACUAAAGUAUCGGCUGGAGGGCCUUUUCAGCCGCGGACGAUGGGGCCGCGUGAAGAAGGGCCCCCUAGCUACGCCACUGGACGAGAUCUUCCAGCGCAAACCGGCUCCCAGAUCUCGAGCAAGCAGAGACGAACCUUGUUGAGUACAGAAGAACUCGUUCCACUUUACGUUCAUAGAGCCUAUCUUCAAUAGCUUUACUACAUACAACUAGACUUAAGAGACUGCAGACACCUCCCCAAACACCCAAUCUUACACAUACCUACCUAUCCACUCGAUAUCCAAACGACACAAUACCAAUCCAACUACUACUACAUAUCUUCGACCAGCAGGACAUCGCCGAUGAAUUACCUACAUUUAGUGGCACGGCGACAACCAAAUAUUAUUAACUUGGUGCCAACCCGUAUAGAUGGAACGGCAGAAGUCCAGCCACCAUUCUAUCAAGCCUACCCCAUUUAGGAUGCUUCAUUUAACGGUCUUGCUGGUGCAGAGCCGUAGCUUUUUUUGAGAAAAAAAUAAUGAAAAAAUAAUAUAAAAAAAGACUGAGGAAGAUAGGAACACAUAGCGAGAGAUUUAAUUAUUCUCUAAGAAAAAAGACAUUUGGAGGACUUAAGCGAAAAUUUAAUUUGAAAAAAAAAACUAUUAUAGAGAUUUCGUUUCGUUUUUGGUAAAUCCCAGUGCCGCAUAAGAGUGAAUAAAUAUAUAUAUACAGUGUGUUUAUAUGAGCUUAUAUAAGAAAAAAAAUAUAGUGCCUCGCCAGUUUAAAGAAAAAUAUUGAA
Messenger RNA from Nicrophorus vespilloides, 2393 nucleotides. RefSeq names its product CD151 antigen-like. Bases 593 to 1618 code for a protein of 341 amino acids. The transcript has 3 exons. Lineage: Eukaryota; Metazoa; Arthropoda; Insecta; Coleoptera; Silphidae. Gene Ontology annotation, cellular component: membrane. The record is from RefSeq and is a predicted model, not a curated record.